UGUCAAAAACCAGGCAAUACUUGUUGAACCAGCAGCAGCCCAGGGAACAACGACUGCUGGAAGCUGGACCUCGGCCACCGUGUUUCCCCAUCACGGCAGCACCCGUGAGCUGAUCCAGACCUGUUGCCCUGGGAGCUGGGCUUCCACGUGACCUCCCCAAGACCACUCAGAUAAUGAGAGGAAAUACAGUCAUCAGCUUACAGAAGGCUGGGGGUUCCAGACUACAGCUGCAAGUCCUCCGCCGCCUGCCUGACCAGAGCCAUUCACCUCUCUGCAGGCAGUUCUCAGCUGUUCCCUGUGAGUCUGCGGACACCACCCGAGAUGUCCCUUUUUGGUGGCUGGGGAAUGCUCGCAGCCUUUCUUGCCCUGCUCUGCUGCCGAGGGUCUCGUGUGAAGGCGUUCGAGGGGCCAGAGCAUCUGAUGGUGGGGUCUGGAGAGUCUCAGUUCAUUAAUUGUACUGCCAGUUGCACGGACCCCAAGAAACUUGUUCUGGAGACACACCUAAACAAGACUCUCCUGGACAGCCAGGCUCAGUGGAAGCUAUUCAAGGUCGCCAACAUCUCCAAGGAUGAGAAGCUCCUGUGCAGUUUCACCUGCGGCGACAGGCAGGAGACGAAAGUUUUCAUCGUCACCGUGUUCUACCCUCCAAAGCAAGUGCUCCUGACACUGUGGCCCACCUCAGUGGCCAUAGGGACACUGUUCACCAUUGAGUGCAGGGUCCCUGCCGUGGCGCCCCUCGAAGGCCUCACUGUCACCCUGCUCCGUGGUACUGAGAUCUUGUACAAUCACACCUUUGUGGGGACAGCACCUUCCCCCCAAGAUGCCUUGGUCAGCCAUAACACCACAGCUCACAGGGAAGACGGCCACCAUAACUUCUCGUGUGAGGCCCAGAUGGACCUGCGCUCUCACGGCGGUGGCCUCGUCCACAGAAUCUCAGAUCCUCAGAGGCUUGAAGUCAAAGAGCCCGAGCCCAAGACCCAGAUGGUGAUCAUCAUCGCGGUCGUGAUAGUGCUGCUGCUUGUGGUUGUGUGUCUCGUGCUCCUGUACUGGUACCGACAGCAGACUCGAAACACCUGAGUGCAAGCCGCUUAGAAGAGGCUGAUAGGGAGCCACCGGGCACAGCCCGUGUGAGCGGCGCGGCCACUGUCAUGGCGGCCACUGAACUCAGUGUGGCUCCUUAGGCUGGUCCAGGCCUGGGGAGGGACCAUGUGAAGCAGCCUCAAUACAAACACCUGUUCUUAA
Molecule: messenger RNA, 1242 nt
Organism: Capra hircus (goat)
Lineage: Eukaryota; Metazoa; Chordata; Mammalia; Artiodactyla; Bovidae
Product: intercellular adhesion molecule 2-like
Exons: 5
Coding region: 322-1077 (251 amino acids)
Biological process (GO): cell-cell adhesion
Cellular component (GO): membrane
Molecular function (GO): integrin binding
Source: RefSeq, a predicted model, not a curated record